AUGGAUGGCUCUAUGGUGUUGCAUCAAGAAGCUGCAUAUGAUGAAAAAGAAGCUGAGAAUGAAGGAAAAGAAGCUGCUACUGAUGAAAAAGAGGCUGAGACUGAUGAUAGAGAAGCUGAGAAUGAUGAAGAAGCAGCUGCUAAUGAUAAAGAAGUUGUGAAAGAUGAUAAAGAAGCUGCUAGAAAUGCUGAAACGUUGGAACGUCAUCUUAGGGGGGAUAGGGACAGGCAACGUAGAUAUAGAGCUCGUAAGCGACAAGAAGCUGAAUUGGGAAAGGCAUCAAGUGUUGAGAAAGAAGGUGCUAAGGAUGAAGAAGAAGCUGCUAGAAUUGCUGAAAUUUUGGAACGUUAUCCUAAAAGAGAAGCUGCUAAGGAUGAAGAUGAAACUGUUAUUGAUGAAGAAGAAGCUGCUAGAAUUGCUGAAAAAGUAGAGCAUCUUCGUAGGAAGAAUAGGGAAAAGCAACGUAGAUAUAGAGCUCGUAAGCGACAAGAAGCUGAAUUGAGAAAGGCACCAAGUGGUGAAAAAGAAGCUGCUAAGGGUGAAAGUGAAACUGCUAUUGAUGAAAAAGAAGCUGCUAAGGAUGAAAAUGAAACUGCUAUUGAUGAAAAAGAAGCUGCUAAGAUUGCUGAAAAAGUAGAGCAUCUUCGUAGGAAGAAUAGGGAAAAGCAACGUAGAUACAGAGCUCGUAAGCGACAAGAAGCUGAAUUGAGAAAGGCACCAAGUGUUUAUCAACCAGCCAGUAUUCAAUGUCUGAGAGAUUGGAAGAAAGAUGCCAGGAUGCACAAGAAACAAGAAACAUGUCCUUCACAUAGUGGUGGAUUAUUGGAAGCCAGCAAAACCAAAGGCAUUGGAAAGCAGAGGCAAGAAACAAGAGAGUCUCUGAGUAAACAAGUGGUAGAUGCAUCCAGUAUCCAAAGCACUUAA
Messenger RNA from Salvia hispanica, 924 nucleotides. RefSeq lists its product as uncharacterized. Lineage: Eukaryota; Viridiplantae; Streptophyta; Magnoliopsida; Lamiales; Lamiaceae. The record is from RefSeq and is a predicted model, not a curated record.